GACGAGAAGCAAGAGCUCGAGCUCGAGGCCGAGGCCGACGAAGAGGGUCGUCGGUCGGAAGGGGGAGGGCCCCAAAGCCAAAUAUCCCGAAUCCGAGGCUGCAGAUUGAUGUCAGAGUACGACAUGCGCUUGGAGGAGGAGUGGCGAGCUGCCGAGCAUUGACAGGGGAAGGAUUGUUGGGGCGGAGGAGGAAGUCAGGCGCAGAGAGUGGAGUGGAGCAGAAGACGGAGAAGGAAAGGAGACCAGGUGGAGGAGGGAGGGAGCGAGGGAGGGCUUUGAAUAAUAUAUUGGAGGAAGAAGGUUGGCGCGAUUCUACUCUUUCUCAUUGUUGAGCGCGGAGCAGGAAUCAACGAGACUGUACAAAUGGAGGUGCAGUGAAUCUUGAGACGGCCUGUCCGACACAGAGCUCACUGUUGCCGGCGAAGCCGAUGGCGAUGGGUGGUGGCAGCAGCUGGUGCUGCCCUGUCUCCAUCGACGUCUUGUUCACCUGAUCGGGCCCUAGCUCGCGCGUUCCAUUCUUGAUUGCUGCCCUCUCGCAGCCCGAGCGCGAGUCGCUGGCGCAGGUCUCAGUCUCGUCCGCAGGCCCAGCCCAAGCCCAGAGCGCGAUUGAUGUAAACGGGGCGUCUUCUUGCUCGACGACGACCACGACGAUCGACGAGAUGCCGGCGGGGCGGGGCGUUCCGGGGCAGCGAUGGGUGAGGCUGCAUGUGACGGAGCCCUUACUGACGAUCAUUCGCCGGGGGGCGGACGCCAAGACGCUGGCCUUCAGUGGAGCGAUGGGGAUCACGUUGGGGAUUUUUCCAAUUUACGGAGUGACGGCGGUGCUGUGCGCUUGCGCGGUGGGGUUGUUGGGGCCCCGAUGCAACGCCCCGACGAUGCUGCUGGCCAACCUCAUAGCCACGCCCCUUGAGCUGAGCUUGGUCAUUCCCUUUCUGAGGUUAGGCGAAUGGGUCGUGGGCGGCAAGCGCCUUUUGCUGUCCAAGAAUGCGCUGUGGGAAGCUCUGACCGGCAAGGCCUCGUGGGAAGUUCUGCUCGGGCUCUGGCAUGCCCUCGUGGGCUGGUCCGUCGCUGCCCCUUUCGUCAUAGCCGCCCUUUACUUCGCCUUGCUGCCUGUGGUGAAAUUUUCCAUCCAAAGAUAUGGAAUCGUGGUGGUUCCGAGUUCCUCGUUGACACCUUUGAUGAAGGAUUCAAUCGACGUUGUGAGUGACGAGGAUGAAUCGGUAACGUGGAUUGAACGAUCGGCGACAAGGUUGGAGUAGAGUUAACGCAAAUGUAGUCUUCGUUCCGGAAGUUCUGAUCUCUUGCAAGCCUGGGCCUGUCAGGGCACGUCAAGUCUUCCAAACAGUUUCGAGAUUAUCCAGAUCAGGUGCAUGACAAAGGGGCAAGUUGUGAGGGUAAUGCGAUGUGCAGCGUUGCAAAGAGCCAAGCUGGUAUUGUAAUGUGAUUUGCAUCUCGCCUAGAGCUGCUCCUGCUGCUGCAUCUUCUCGUCCUCUGAGCUGCCUGCUGGAUAUAGCAAACAUUGGGGUACCUACUCCUCAGUAAUCUGCAUAUAAGUGGUCGUCCGUGGGAUGGACCCCAUGAUCAUCUUUGUAAAUGCCCAUUACCCAGAUCAUUCACUCCCAGGCCUGUGGCAGUCCCUGAAGCCUGUGCGGAUGUCGGAAGUGAAUCAUGGCAACUCGCUCGAGGCAACCUUCGAAGAAAAGGACGAAGCGAAACGAAUGCACGUCACUUAGCUUGGUCUGCUGAAAUUCUAAAUAGGUUGUUUCCUGGGUGCGUCGUCUAGGUGUCGAAGUGAACACCUAAACGCGUUUAGAUAUUGUAGAAAAUCAAACGUAUGUUCUUGUCAAAUCACACUAUAUCUGUAACAUCAGUACUGGGAAAGAAACAAGAGACUGCUUCCUUUUCGCAGAUACAUUAUUACAUGGCGGUACCGCUGACACACAA
Molecule: messenger RNA, 1944 nt
Organism: Marchantia polymorpha subsp. ruderalis
Lineage: Eukaryota; Viridiplantae; Streptophyta; Marchantiopsida; Marchantiales; Marchantiaceae
Source: the annotation of a GenBank genome assembly